UCGGAACACGGCAGGGCACAAACAUGUGGGUCGCCAAUGAAUGUCUGAAAUAUAAAGGAAUAUGAACGAAUUAAUUUCGAAAUAUGCUGCUGGAUGCUCGGUUAAACAGAUCGCGGAUAUAUAUCAUCUACUUUGACUGAGAUAAAGCAGCUGACAUGUUUUUGGCAGCUUGUUUGGCGAAGAGCUGGUUCGGCUGUGCUAAAGGACACACACACAGACUGAGCGCCAGCACUGCUGCCACCUGCCACUACAGAAGAUCUGCAAACACACCGCAGAGAAACACUACAGCACAGCUCACAUGGCUUCAGAGACUGAAGACCUGUGGACCAGAGCUGGACCUUCAUCAGAGGUCAGACCCACUCAGCUCGGUUAUAUGUAGCGUUAGAGCAAGACUACAGAAGCAUCAGUGCAGGCUUCAUCAGCCGGGCUCGAGCAGCUUCACUGGUGCUGCUGGUGCCAAUGGGUUCUGCACUGAUGCUUCUAGAAAGCCAGUUUUGGAAGACAAAUGUUCAAAGCAGGAUUCAAGGGAAAAGGAGGAAGUUCAAGGACAAGGAGACUCGCCACCUCCAGCUAAAGAGGGACAUUUCCAGUUUAAAGAGCUGUAUGAGAAUCCAUGGACGAUCCCUAAUUACCUCUGUAUAGCCCGGAUCGUUCUGUCUCCUGUCGUGGGAUACUUGAUCACCGAACAGUACUUCCACGUCUCUCUGGGGCUUUUCCUACUGGCCGGAGCAACAGACUUGCUGGACGGCUACAUCGCUCGUAACUGGCCCAAUCAGAAGUCGGCUCUGGGCAGCGCUCUCGAUCCAUUGGCUGAUAAGAUUCUCAUCAGCGUUCUUUACGUCAGUCUGACAUAUGCACAGCUCAUCCCUGCUCCUCUGACAGCACUGAUCAUAUCCAGAGAUGUAGCGCUGAUCGCUGCUGUUUUCUAUGUGCGCUACAAAACAGUUCCUCCUCCAGUAACACUCAGUAAAUUCUUCAACCCGUGUUACACCACUGCCCGACUCAGACCAACACUCAUCAGCAAGAUCAACACGGCAGUGCAGUUGUUCCUGGUGGCGGCGUCUCUGGCGGCGCCGGUGUUUCACUACACUGACAGUGUUUUACUGCAGUCACUGUGGUACAUAACCGCUCUGACGACCACAGCAUCUGCUUACAGCUACUAUCAUUACGGUAAAAAGACCGUUGAGAUUCUGAACAAAACCAAGUAGUCGUGCAGUCAUCGGCACAGCUGGGAUUCGACCUUUGACGGAUACUUUCGGGAAUCCUGGGAAUAAUCAGUCAUUGUGAAUAAUGGAAAUGAAUGCCACGGUCUUACUUCUGUAACGGAGGCACUUUAGUCUGUAUAAAGUCAAAAAUUAUUUUGAUUACAAUAUUAAAUUCAUGUGGUGUCACUUCUGA
Messenger RNA from Rhinichthys klamathensis goyatoka, 1398 nucleotides. RefSeq names its product cardiolipin synthase 1 (gene crls1). The transcript is spliced from 7 exons. Bases 156 to 1208 code for a protein of 350 amino acids. Gene Ontology annotation, biological process: cardiolipin biosynthetic process. NCBI's taxonomy places the organism in Eukaryota, Metazoa, Chordata, Actinopteri, Cypriniformes, Leuciscidae. Gene Ontology annotation, molecular function: cardiolipin synthase activity. The record is from RefSeq and is a predicted model, not a curated record. Gene Ontology annotation, cellular component: membrane; mitochondrion.